Messenger RNA from Salvelinus namaycush (lake trout), 3583 nucleotides. Its product is annotated as PARP1 binding protein. Bases 111 to 1889 code for a protein of 592 amino acids. NCBI's taxonomy places the organism in Eukaryota, Metazoa, Chordata, Actinopteri, Salmoniformes, Salmonidae. Gene Ontology annotation, cellular component: chromatin. Gene Ontology annotation, biological process: negative regulation of double-strand break repair via homologous recombination. The record is from RefSeq and is a predicted model, not a curated record. The transcript is spliced from 11 exons.
GCUACGUGGGUGGUGAACGUAUUUUGGCGAUACGCUUACUUACGUCCCUAACAUAUUCGAGAUAUAUCGAAAAAGGUUGUGUUUGAGGCUGUAACAUUUGUUUAGGGACAAUGGCGACUUUAGAGGACAGUCUGAAGACAAUCGUGAGAACCUUCAGGCGAGAAUGCCACCGGGUUCUUGAGUCAGAGAGGACUACCAUCCACGGGGCAGAUGGAAUGUUGAUGGUUCUACAGCUGGCCAUUGCAGAGGUCAAUAAACAGGAGAGUGGAGAGUUCAGUGUUGCCCUGAGCGACGUCCUGAUGGCCUGGAAACACUUACUAUUAGACAAACUUCACCUGCCCCUUGACAAUGACUCUUCCCGACCAGAGAAUUAUGACAUCAUAAGGAAAGAAUACGACUCCUUUCUGAAGCGCACCAACACUAUGGACCUGAUUGAUAUCCACUCUAUGUACAAACAGCUGAGGGUUGAUCCGGACCCUGAGGAGCCUCUGAGCUCAGUCCAGCUGUGUCAGUUUCUGUCCAGUAACAUGGAGACCGAUGAGGUGAGGGAUUCCCUAUCCCAUGUCCCCUUGACUCCAUCAAGCAAGUCAAAGCCAUGCAGCACACAGGUAGGAAAGGUGGUGAGGAGGGUCUUCUGCUCCUAUCUGGAUCAGCUGGUCAACUCCAAGAACGACAUGGCCCUAGCGCACACCCUUGACACCCCUAGCAGAUCGCUCGGACGUAUAGCUUUUACUGACCUGAAGCGUGAAGCACGGAGCAAGAACAUGUCACUCUUCUUGGCGGUGACAUCAUUUGUGAGAGCGGUCCAGCUGGGAGGAAAGGGCUAUGCCCCUGCUGAGUCUGACCCCCUGAGGAAACAUGUUAAAGGCCUGUCAGACUUUGUCCAUUUCACAGACAACCUGGAGGAGAUAUUGGGAGACAACCCUGACCCAAGUAUUGCUGGCAUUCGUCUGGUGACCAGUAUCAGGGCAGCUCUGUUGAAGGGGCGGGCCAGUGGAGACGUUGUGUACGCUGCAGCUGACGAGACUGCCAAGGACCUCAAAGAGCGGAUCGCUGAGAUACAUCUGUCCCACAGACUGCAGUCGGCUAGUGGGACAGGGAUCAGCCCAGCCAGGCCUAGAUACCAUGCUAUUAACCACGCCACUGCUUAUGGAGGUCGGGAGACUGUGAAGGUCCUGAUAGCGUUGCUGGAUGAAGAUGCUUUGGCACCGCCCUGCAGGAACAAGGCAGUCUUACUCUCUGCGGAUCAGGCUGUCCUCAGUGGGGAGGAGGGGGCCUGCAUGCUCACACUGUUCCGAUCCCCUGAGGUUCCCACUGGCUCCUCUCCAAAACCCCUGCAACACUGUGUCCAGGAGCGACAAGAUCAACUCAAACCCAAGGACAGAGAGCGAACCAUCCGAUCUCAGUUUGCCUGCACGUACCAGGACGACUCCGAGCUGCCCCUCAACCGUGUGCUGGACUUCCCCAGCACCAUCCAGGUCCCCACCUGUGUGCACCCGGCUCCUAAGCGGACCCUCACUACUGUGGACUCCACCUCUGCUGUCAAGGAGCUGGGCAGAGUGGAGGUUUACCCAGAGGCUGGGAGGAAAGAGGCCCAGCGAGGAGGCACGACCCGGGGGGUUGCCGCAGCGCUGGGGCCCAGGAGUGGAAAUGAUGCCCCGAGCAGCAGAGUAGGCGUGGGCGGUCGGAAGACCAGCAUCCAGACAGGAAGCAGCAAGGCCAGUAAACGGAAGCUGGUGGAUGGUAGCGAACACUGUGUGUCAGAGAACCAGCCCCCUCUGAAGAAACUCCCCACCAGAUUGACAGGGAAGAAUGGUGGGGCUAAAGCCCCCAGUAAGAAGAAACUGAUUGCAGGACAGGGCAAGCUCACCAGCUUCUUCAGAUUGUGAACUACUCAUUGUCGUGAUGACGUAGAAGGCAGUACUAGUAAUGUCGCUUUAUUUAAUCAAUGGUCUGUCUGUCUUUGAAGCUGAAUGUUCCGGAAUCAAUUGCACUUGUUUUCCCGCAGUGGCGCUUGGCCUGAUUUCAGAAGCUUUAUUGUACUUUUAUUUAUUUUUUGCCUCUGUGCUUUCCAACAAUUGACAGACAUCAUUUUGAAAGAAAGAUCACCAGCUGUGGUGUGUCUGGGAGAGUGUGAUGCAGAAGAGCUGUUGAGGCAAUGUGGAAAGUCUGAGAGUGGUUGAAACCCAAGCAGAUCUGUUUGAUGGCUGAUCUGCGGAGGCUUGGCCUGCAGUUUAUCUCCCUCUAAGACAAAAGGCCCACCGCCAGACACUUCUCCUCUCUGACAUGCAUCUUCACUACUACUAUAAUAAAUUCUAUACUGUUUCUUAUUUUCUUUACCUGUAUGAUGGUGACUUUCCAAAUGUAGCUAUAUUAUGUGACCCAGAAUUGAAGCAUACGAUUGUUUUUCAAAACCAUUUUAAUAGUUAUUUGAUUUUAUACAUGUUUGUUUUAAAACCAUGGAACAUAAGGAAAGCAUAUUUGUUUUGCAGGAGAUUGACAGACGGCAGGGCAGCAGUGUAGGAUCCACCACACUCUUAUGCUUGCCAACAGGGUCGAUACACUCGUCCUAUCAUGCAUCGCAGCACUGCAGGGAAUAAAAUUGGUAGAAUUGCAGUUAUUUUAAAGCAUUAACUGUUUUUAAUAAUGCUGUCAUAACUUUCUAUAGUGUUCAAUUUGUUGCUUUUAUGUCUGAAAUGUCAACAGUCCAGACGAUAAAGCUCUUGUUCCAAAUAAUGAAUGGAACAUCAUGGUGAAAAGUAUCAACACUCAUUUAUGCUUUUAAUGCCAGUAUCGUCACCCAUUUGACAUGCUGAAUGACGGUGAUCGGGAUCUUUCUAAUGCCCACGUUUGAACGGCUACAGGAACCAUAGAAGGAAAAAUAAAAGGAAGUCGCUGGUCGAUACUUACACUCAAGGUCAGCCUCCCUGCGCUCUACUUUCAGGCUAUAUUCAGCAGGAGAGUGAUCUGUGCCUCGGUCGGGGAGGACAGGAAGGGCUCGGGAGAAAGCUGUGUUCAUGCCACGUCUGGUGUGCCCUUUCAGUCCAAUGUCCUGUGGGACAGAAGGCUAGAUCACUGUCUGGCAGGCUUCCAAUAGAGUGGUUCAGCCAGCCUCUACAUUGGUAUACUCUGUCCACUGAUGAUUCUAUUGCACAAUCAGGUCUGGUGAACCGAAGCUGAAGGUUAUCUAGCUUGCAUGAUACAACAAAGAUACAACAAUACACAUGAAAGGGCAAUAGAAUCCAAUAUCAAAAUUAAUUGAGAUGGUGUUUUUUUUUUUUCAUUCAUUUGGGAUUGAUGCAUGCCAUUUUCCAGAUGGACAUUUUUAAGAAGCGGCACAGAUCUUCUGGGUCUCAAACCCCGGCUUUCUGGAGUCUGGUCCUGAGCCAGGCCGUAUGAAACCAGUAUGAGAGGAUCCAGACAUCUAAUCUGUGUGGCUUUGUAACUCCUGUCCUCAUCGCUCUCUCCUUCUGUUCCAUUACUACAGAGAUAACCAUGUCCAUGACAUACAGAUGCUAGACAAACUGAAUCACUCCACAUGCCUACCAAACCUUUGAUGGAGCGGAGACAUUAUCGUACAUUU